AUUAGGAUACUGCGUUUGCGCAGUGUGGUUCGGCGCUCGAGCGGCUCGGAGGACGGGACCGUUUGGUUUGAAAAAGAACCGCCUUUUUAACGUGAAGCGGCUGUGUUUUCUCCGGAAAGGAAAAGGCGAGGGGUUGAGACAAUGCCAUCCAAAGCGUUCUCAGUUGGUGAAAUAGUAAUGGGCCGUUGGCCAGGUGGUCACCUAUACUACGAGGUGCAAGUUAUGGGUUACAACAAGAACACCCAGUUGUAUACAGUGAAGUACAAGGAUGGCACUGAACUGAAUCUAAAAGAAAAUGAUAUUAAGUCCUUAAAUUUCUUUAAAAUGAAGAAAAGCAGUUCAGGUUCCAGACAGCGCAGUCGAUCUCGAUCACGGUCUCCUGCCAGGACACAGACACCCAAGCAGUCAAACUCCCGGGGCAAGGAGCCUAGGAAAUUAGUGGAGAAGGAAGAAGUACGAACAGUUGAUAUAAGUAAACUGAAAUCUGUCCAUCAGAUUCAAGAAAAUAGCACCAACAGUAAAGCUACUUGUGUGACAGACUACACUGGAGAGAAGGAGAAGAACAAGAUCUACAGAGUUGUUGAGCAAAAGACAUGCAAAGAAAUUGUAACAGAUCAGUUGGGCCUGUACAAUCUACAAGCCAAGAAAGAAGAGGCAAAACUUGUAAACCUGGAGGCAAAAGAUGGCCAUCUGCAUGCUAAGAAGCAAGCGGUGCAGAUCCAAGAGCGGGGGUUUGGAGCACGAGUUGGUGCUGCUGUCAUGAUAUUCUUGUUGCCUGCUAUUCUCAUUCUCCUGCUGUUGAUGUGUACACAAGACGAUCCCAGUAUUCUGAAUUUUCCACUUCAAAUUCCACAUCCCCUGGCUCUAUGGAAUAGUACUGCCUUUGGCAUCUUUGUCCUGUGGGUCCUUUUUCAGGCACUACUUUAUAUGUUGCCAGUUGGAAAGGUUGUUGAUGGAGUGCCACUAGCAAAUGGAAAGAAACUUAAAUACAGAAUCAAUGCAUUGUAUGCCUUUCUGAUGUGUGCAGUGGUGUUAGGAGUUGCUCUUUACAAUGAGGUGAACCUGAGCUACAUCUACGAUAACUUACUACAGCUUGCAUUAUCUGCCAUGAUGUUUGCCUUUCUGUUCAGUAUUUACCUUUAUGCACGUUCCUGGCAUGUUCCUGCAGAUGAUCUGGCUCCUGAAGGAAAUUCUGGUAGUUAUGUUUAUGACUUCUUUAUUGGCCGCGAAUUGAAUCCUCGUAUUAGAAACUUCGAUCUGAAGUACUUCUGUGAGCUUCGCCCAGGCUUGAUGGGCUGGGUUGUCAUUAACUUGGGAUUGCUGUUUGCUGAGAUGAAGGUGCAGAACAGUGAUGUCCCCUCACUGGCAAUGAUCCUCGUAAACUGCUUCCAGCUUCUCUACGUACUUGAUGCACUAUGGAAUGAGGCAGGAAUUCUGACGACCAUGGAUAUUGUGCAUGAAGGCUUUGGUUACAUGCUGGCGUUUGGCGAUCUGGUCUGGGUACCAUUUGUGUAUAGUCUACAAGCUUACUAUCUGGUUAAUCACCCAAAUGAACUGAGCUGGCCUUUAGCCCUGGCAAUUAUUGUUCUCAACACUGUUGGUUAUACCAUAUUCCGGGCAUCCAACUCUCAGAAGAAUGCCUUCCGAAGGAACCCUCAUGACCCCAAAUUGGCACAUUUGAAAACUAUCCCCACUGCAACAGGGAAGAGUCUAAUUGUUUCUGGAUGGUGGGGGUUUGUCCGUCACCCAAACUACCUGGGAGAUCUCAUCAUGGCUUUGGCUUGGUCGCUGCCCUGUGGCUUUAAUCACAUCCUUCCAUACUUCUAUGUAAUUUAUUUCACUUGCUUGCUUGUUCAUCGUGAGGCCAGAGAUGAACAUCAGUGCAGGAAGAAAUAUGGUGUAGCUUGGAAUAAAUACUGCCAACAGGUACGAUAUCGGAUCAUCCCCUAUGUCUACUGAGCAAGAAUGUGCACAAAAGAUCUGUUGUUUAAAAAUAUUGCACAAGAUCAAGGAAAAUUAUUGAACAUAUUAAUCAUGCAACCUCAGUUUUUAAAAAAAGUAUAUAUUUUUUCAUUUCUACCCUGUUACGUUGUUUGGAAAUAAAAAUCUUCAUUAUGUUCAGUCAGCCACAUGCUUUGUCACUUCAAAGGCAUGGGAGCUUCCUGACAAGUUUUAAUAUAUUUGUCUAAUGCAUGGGUAAUUGUUCCUUAUUGUGCAGUUUUGGCAUAUUACUUGCUUAACAGAAGUCUUCCCUUAUCUCAGGGAUUUGUCAAAGUGGAACACUCUGUAAUUGGAACAUUGAUGUUUAUCGUCACUCACUUUUAAGAACACAAUUCUUCGUCAACUUCCCUUUAUUGCCAAUUGUAAUGCAUUUUAAAUUGAAAUGACUCUCCAAAAUUUCCAUUAUCUUCUGUCCUUCAUUUGUUCAUUCAUGGGUUACAAUGAAUUAUUAUCUCCUCCAUCACUUCACACUCAUAAUUAUAGGCUAUUUGAUGAGUACUCUUAAAUAUACCAUGUUAAAAAUAAAACAUAACACAAAUUUCCUGCCUUUUCCAAUUUGUUGAUUUCACUGAGGUUUCCUCCUUCAUUCCCCAUGUUCGAGAAUAGGCAAGUCAAGAACUCUGAUGGCUGGCUGUUCUUGAAUGUUCUGGUGCCCAUUCCAUUUAGUGCCAUUCUUCCCUCACACUUUUCAUCCUCUUUCAAAGUCAGCUAAACUUUUAACAGGGACUGUGGUAUUUGGGUUGUUUAAAUGAGGAAGGCAUGAAUCCUGUGUCUAGUGGAACUCCUCACUUACACAUUGGCUUGUUUGUUACUGACUUUUUCCUCUCACCCUCUCCAUUCAAAAUUAAAAUUUAAACCAGGCUUCCCAUGCUGGGCACCUGGAACAAUUCCAAACAUUGAAAACUUGUGAAGUCUUAGAACGUCAUUUUACUACAUUCUACUUUGUGUGUACUUGUGUUUUUGCUGGAUUUCAUGAUAAAAUGAAGAUGUACAGUGUUUGGCUGUCUGGUAUGACAGUAAUUAAAAUGCAUUUUAGUCACUAGGUUUCUUUGAAUGUUCUACUGGUGUCCAGAAUUAACUGUUCUUUAUCUGUUUUGCAUGAGUUGGUGUAAGGCAAUGUGGACACAUACGCUAUUGCAGUGAAGCCUUCUAUGUAAAGGUAUAUUUUGGUCACGGAUAUGGCAUUUGAUCUGAAAAUGUUGUGGUCCGUGAGCAAUGAGCUGUAUCAAUGCCCAGCAGCCUGUUGGUAGUGGGGGCAAGUUCUUUGUUCAGUGGCUGAUAUUUUUUCUUUAAACGUUUACUUCAUUCUCUUUGUAACCAAUUUCAGUAUUAAUGAAUUGUUUAAUGAGUUAACCAAGGUGUAACUAUUCUCAAAUGUGAAUAAAAGCACUGGAUAAGGCACUCUAGACCUAGCCUGUGGUAUGCUGCUGCUGGCCCACCUCCUCAGCAGCAAAACAAGAUAGCUUUCUAUAUUUCUACAUUUUCUCAGACUUUGUUGACCCAAAUGUUCAAUUCUUCUGUAUAUCAGAUGUACAAUUUAACAAGAGAACAUUUUUAACUGUUCUUGAUUUUAUGCAGCUUUGAGUACAUUUUUUAUAUAUAGAACACAUUAAUGGGAAUUACAGUAUUUCAGAUGGAAUUUGUGUUGUCCACCUUCACUCUAAUCUGAUCUGUACUGGGGAACACAUUUCCAAAAAUGUGCAUCUAUUUAAAUCUACAUUAGCAAGUGGGACAAAUGGAAUUUGCUGUAAAUGUUCUUGUUCGGAGGAAUCCAUUCCCCGUUUGGUUCCUGCCAACCCCUACCCCUUGCUUUCUGUAAGCUGCUUUUAAGGUACAACAACAUUGGCCUUGAGUUGUGUUGUGUUGCCUUGGUGCUCUCUGAUCACAUGCUGUUGGCUGCCCAACCCUUUGAGAUUGCUGUACUGUUCCACAGGAACAUACCUGUCGUAACCUUCCUUGUCACCUUACCACCACCUGCCCCACCAUAUCCUGUUUAUCAAAAUUCUAUCUAUUUUUCCCUUAAAAAAUUCAGAAACUUCUAUUGCUUUUUGAGGAAGGAAUUCCAGACACUAAGCCCUACAAAGAAAGAAAAUGCAUCUCAUCUGCUCUAACUGGGCAACCUCUUUCAAUAGCUCUAGUUUCACAAGUAAGAGUAAACAUUGAUCCUGACAAGAUUUGUGGUCAAUCAUGUCCCUACUCACCCUUCUAAACUCAUGGAUACAAAUCGAGUUCAUCCAACCCUUCCCUUAGGAGGUAUACCACUCAUUCCAGCUAAUAGCCCUUCUCUGAACCACCUCCAAGUUGAAUCCUUCUUUGCAUAAGGAGACCAGUACUUUACACAGUAUUCCUGCUGCACUCUUGCCAAAGUGUGACCUUCCUCAUGCAUUCAAUUCCCUAACAAUUAAUAAAUUAGCUUUCCUGAUUUCUUGCAACUGCUGUAUACGGUCUUGUGCAUAGUGCAAAGACAUCCAGUUCCUACUGUACCAUGGAACUCUGCAGGCUAUGAACAUCUGCUACAUCAUAGAAGUACAAUAAAUUAGUUGACCAUUUUCCUUUCACAAAGCCAUCAUUAAUUUUUCCAAUCCCUUGCAGUAGCAUUUUCAAUAAUAGAUUAUAUUAUUUUCCCUCUAAUAUAUUAAUCUAACUACCUUGGGUUUCUUCUUUCUGGCUCUCUCCCUUUAUAAGCAAAGGAAUCAGAUUUGCUAUUAUCCAAUCAGGAAACAGUCCCUGAAUCUCAGAAAUUUUGGAAAAUAAACCAGCAUGUCAACUCCUCUACAGCAAAGCAUCUGCAGUUCCUUUUAAAUAGUUGCCUCAACUAGCUGCCUGUUUUAAAUCCAGGAUAAAAUCCACUGAGCUCUGGAGGUUUAUUAGCUCACAGACAUUUCUUAUCUCUGUUUCCAAUCCAGGCCUAGUUACAGCUGGAAUGGAAUUACUGUUCAAAGUGGCUCUGGAGGAAAAUUAGCACUUGCAGCAGUUUUUCCAGGAUUCCAUGUUUGGCCCUUGUGACCAGUAUAAUGGAGGAUAAAGUAGUGUAGUAUUUAAGACCCUGUAGAUGUAAAGUUUAUUUGUGGUAGGCAUGAGACUGGCAGCUGGUAGUAAAACUGGCUUAGAGAGUGAUCUACAGCGAUAGCCUUGGAUCAUUUUUUACAUCAGAAAAUAAAGCCCUGUGAUAUCAGAGAAUGAACAGCAAAAAAGUCUCUUGAACAUACUAUAGAAUUGUAUCCAAGAAGUAGAUUCUGUCUCACAGUACAGAUUGCAUCUGAAAUCGCACAUUUUCCCUACUCUAGUCAAAUUAUCACCCAUAAUGGUCCCAGUGUGAGAAAACAGCCCUUUGUAAUUACAGUACCCACUUGAAACUGGAGUAACUCCAUCUGAAAUCCUGUUAAUGUUACCCAUACAACAGGUGAGCUUUGUAGAAUCUGUUGUAUUUGAGAUGAACAAAGUAACUGUAAAUAGCUUUGUUUGGGGCGGGGAGUGCGGGGUGGAAGGGAAGUUUUCAAUUUUUAUUGUAAUUGCUCCUAUAACAAUAUUCAUUGUACAGUGAGAUUACCUUUAUUUUUUUGCUGGAAUAAAGAUUUGUAAUUUGGAACAAA
Mobula hypostoma (lesser devil ray) is the source of this 5594-nucleotide messenger RNA. RefSeq names its product lamin B receptor (gene lbr). Gene Ontology annotation, molecular function: Delta14-sterol reductase activity. Gene Ontology annotation, biological process: cholesterol biosynthetic process. The transcript has 14 exons. NCBI's taxonomy places the organism in Eukaryota, Metazoa, Chordata, Chondrichthyes, Myliobatiformes, Myliobatidae. Gene Ontology annotation, cellular component: nuclear inner membrane. The record is from RefSeq and is a predicted model, not a curated record. Bases 142 to 1959 code for a protein of 605 amino acids.